GGUUCUUUCCUUUUCCGCAAUCAAAGUUUGUAGCAGCAGUCAAGCAAGCUGACAUAAUUAAUGCCAUUUUAAUGAUAAGAAGAAGGCAAUUAGCCUUUAAUUGCAUCUUAAUUUCAACCAAACCAAGUAUUACUAGUCUACCAAAGUAGCAGGCACCAACUUUGAAGUUGAGUUUCAGGCUAAACUAAAAUCAUCUGCUUCCUUCACUUUCUCGCUCUAAAACGAGGCUGCGUGUUGCGGUACCUUUUUCUAUGUAGUUAUCCUGGUUCCACGGAGUUCAUGGGUAUGUAGGCUCACCAUUAAUGAGCAGAGAUGAAGAAAUGGUAUGGUGGUGUUCUGACAGCAUCUUUGUUGAUGUUAUUUGUUCUUGGAUACUAUAUUAUUAGAAAUCCUAUAAAUGAGAACUACUUCACUAGUCCUGUGAUUUUCAAUGGGACAAAUCCUCUGGAGUGGAUAAGUGCAGGUAGUCCUCCUGCAAUCCCCAAUCCAGAGAAAACUUCUCAAGUCUUCUCUGCUGAAGCUAUUGUGGCUAAUUUAUUUUCUCAAAGGAACUUGUCAAAAGAAGAAAAGACUUCUCUUUACACAUGGAACCGUUUGAAACCCCUGGUUAUGCAUGCGGAGGUCUUACCUAAUGCUGUUGAAGCUAUCAAAGAAGCUGGUGUAGCCUGGAAAAACUUGAUUGCUUCAGUUGAAGAAGAAAAGUUGCAGAGUAAUGGAAGUUUACCCAAGAGAGGGAAAGAGAAACAGUGUCCUCAUUUUCUUAGUAAAAUGAAUGCCUCGGAACUUGAUGAUAAUGGAUUUAAGUUGCGUGUACCUUGUGGCUUGACUCAAGGCUCGUCAAUCACAUUGAUAGGCAUUCCUACUGGCCUUCUUGGUAAUUUCCGAAUAGACCUGACUGGUGAACCUCUCCCAGGCGAGCCAGAUCCUCCUGUUAUUUUGCACUACAAUGUCAGGCUCCAUGGUGAUAAAAUAACUGAGGAUCCUGUAAUUGUCCAAAACACCUGGACAAUUGCACAUGACUGGGGUGACGAAGAGCGCUGUCCAAUUCCAGAUGAGGGAAAAAGUAAAAAAGUGGAUGAGCUGGACCAAUGCAACGAGCUUUUGGGUCAAGAGAAUAACCAUACAGUCAAAGCUAACCGGUAUACUGAUGGAUCGAUUUCUUUGGUGCAUGAUGGGAAACCUAGAAAAUAUUUUCCUUUUAAGCAAAAUGAUUUAUUUGUUGCUACACUGAGAGUUGGUUCAGAAGGAAUCCAAAUGACAGUGGAUGGAAAGCACAUAACUUCGUUUGCUUUCCGUGAAACGUUGGAACCGUGGCUUGUUAAUGAAGUACGGAUUUCUGGGGAUAUAAAUUUAAUUUCUGUUGUUUCCAGUGGUUUGCCAACAUCAGAGGAUUUGGAACAUAUAAUAGACUUGGAAGAGCUUAAAGCUAUUCCAAUACCUUCUCGAAAACAGCUUAAUCUCUUUGUUGGGAUUUUCUCCACUGCAAAUAAUUUCAAGCGUAGGAUGGCGAUAAGAAGAUCCUGGAUGCAGUAUCCCGAAGUACGAUCAGGACAGGUUGCUGUCCGUUUCUUUGUUGGACUGCAUAAAAACCAAAUGGUGAAUGAGGAGCUCUGGAAUGAAGCACGCACCUAUCAGGACAUCCAACUGAUGCCUUUUAUGGACUACUACAGUUUGAUUACGUGGAAGACCAUAGCCAUCUGCAUCUUUGGGACCGAGGUUGUUUCAGCUAAGUUUAUAAUGAAGACAGAUGACGAUGCAUUUGUUCGUAUAGAUGAAAUCUCGAACUCUCUAGGGAGCACCAAUGUGACUCGUGGUUUGCUCUAUGGCCUCAUCAAUUCAGACUCACAGCCUCAUCGGAAUCCAGACAGCAAGUGGUACAUUAGCCCUGAGGAAUGGCAAGAGGAAACAUAUCCACCUUUUGCCAAUGGUCCUGGUUAUAUUGUGUCAAAUGAUAUAGCAAGGACAGUAAGCAAGAAACAUCGGAAGGGUCGCCUGAAGAUAUUUAAACUAGAAGAUGUUGCCAUGGGAAUCUGGAUCUCGGAGAUGAAGAAGAACGGGAUGGAGGUGACUUACCAUAAGGACGAGAGGAUCAUCAAUGACGGUUGCAGGGAUGGCUAUGUUGUUGCACAUUACCAAGGCCCCAGAGAGCUGCUUUGUUUGUGGCAGAAGAUUCAAGAGAAAAAACGCCCCGUUUGCUGCGGCGAAUAACUGAAUGACAACAGGUGUAGAUGAUAUUUGUUCUAGGAGAAGCGAUCAUAUGAGUAUAAUAUGUAUAGUCCUAUUAUUGCUGUCCUUUUUUUGGACAGCAGCGGAGAGAUUUGUAUCAUAUGUAUAUACCGAGGGAGGCGAAAUUUAUUAGUACUAGUAUGUUAUUGAUCAUAUUUUUGGCA
This is a messenger RNA of Salvia hispanica, 2390 nucleotides long. It is a transcript of the gene GALT1, whose product is annotated as galactosyltransferase1. Gene Ontology annotation, molecular function: carbohydrate binding; galactosyltransferase activity. Gene Ontology annotation, cellular component: Golgi membrane. The record is from RefSeq and is a predicted model, not a curated record. NCBI's taxonomy places the organism in Eukaryota, Viridiplantae, Streptophyta, Magnoliopsida, Lamiales, Lamiaceae.